Molecule: messenger RNA, 1629 nt
Organism: Seminavis robusta
Lineage: Eukaryota; Bacillariophyta; Bacillariophyceae; Naviculales; Naviculaceae
Source: the annotation of a GenBank genome assembly
AUGUUAUCGGCUCGGUUGGCAAGGGCUUUUGUCUUGCCUGGUAGGAUACAAUUACGUCCUGUCAGAGCUCUGGCUGUAUCGACUGUCUCCAAAAGCCUCAUCACUACAAGUACAAGUACUAGUAGUACUCGACUGUUUUCGGCCACCACCAGCACUUCAGCACCAACGGUCCUUCCACGAGUCAAGACCAUUGACGCCAAGGAUCCGACGGAAGUCCCAGUCAUUGUCAAGGGAUGGGUCAGAACCAUUCGAAAACAAAAGACACUGGCAUUUGUACAAGUCAAUGAUGGAUCCAAUCUCAAGGGAAUUCAAUGUGUUGUCGCAUUUGAUGAUGUCGAUGAAACUACCAUGGCACAACUCGACAAGGUCACCACGGGUUGUGCCGUCUACGUCGAAGGGCCAUUGGUAUCGUCACCGUCCAAAUCGGGAGAACAGAAUAUCGAAAUGGCCGCCACCAAAUUGACCGUCGUAGGAGACUGUCCUCCCGAUCAGUACCCACUCGCCAAGAAACGACAUACCAUGGAAUAUCUACGCACCAUUGCCCAUUUACGACCACGGACCAAUACCAUUGCUGCCGUCGCACGGGUACGAUCCGCAUUGGCCGGAGCCAUUCACGAGUACUUUCAAAAGGCAGGAUUCUUGUACGUACAAACACCCCUCAUUACCGCCAGUGAUUGCGAAGGCGCCGGAGAACUAUUUCGGGUCACCACGUUGGAUUUGGACAAUGUCGAUGCACUGCCGCGAGCAAGUGAUAAUGACGAUGAAGAAAAUAACAACAACAGUCAAGCGGUCGAUUACAGCCAGGAUUUCUUUGGCAAACCCUCCUUUCUGACCGUCAGUGGACAACUGGGAGGCGAGACGCAUGCCUGUGCUCUGGGAGAUAUCUACACAUUUGGGCCCACAUUUCGAGCCGAGAAUAGUCAAACCACACGACACUUGGCGGAAUUCAACAUGGUGGAACCCGAAAUGGCAUUCGCUGACCUACAAGUCGCCAUGGCCAAUGCCGAAGGCAUGGUCAAGUACGUCGUACAACACGUAUUGGAUAAUUGUCAAGAAGAUUUGCAGUUCUUUACCAAGUUUUACGACAAACAAAAGAUGGCCUCGUUGGAACGAUUGGUCAACGAACCGUUUGCACGAGUCUCUUACCGAGAGGCUAUUGGAUACUUGCAGGAAGAAAUUGCCAAGGAUCCGUCCAAGUGGCAGUUUCCCGACGUGGAGUUUGGAACCGAUCUCGCCACGGAACACGAACGGUGGCUGGCCGAAACGAAAUUCAAUACGGCCACUUUUGUAUACAACUAUCCCAAAAGUAUCAAAGCAUUUUACAUGAGAGACAAUGAAGAGGAUGGUGGUGAGACGGUUAAUGCCAUGGAUUUGCUCGUUCCUGGAGUGGGAGAAUUGGUGGGCGGAAGUCAAAGAGAGGAACGACUCGAUGUCCUGGAGAAGAAGCUAGAGGAGGUUGGAUUGGACAAGGAGGACUACUGGUGGUACCUGGAUCUGAGACGGUUUGGGUCUGUGCCCCACGCAGGAUACGGACUCGGUUUUGAGCGGCUUGUCACGUAUGUUUGUGGUAUUGAGAAUAUCAGAGAUGCCAUUGCAUUCCCGAGAUAUCCGGGCAACGCAGAGUUCUAG